AUUAUUUACCGUCAGUUAACACGUUGACCGAAGAAUGCCUGCCGCGUCUCGAAAGCGAGCUUCGCGUGCACGCAGGGAGCCGUCUGAUGACCACAUAGAAGCGGGUGACCUUACCCAAUGCAACGAUGAAGCCGUAGACUCUGAGGCGAGCGACGGCGAGCAGUCACGUAGAACGGUGAAGAAGGAUAAGAAAGAUAAGAAGGGCAAGGCUGUACACGGAGAGGGAGGUCUAGCUCUCGAAUCUGACAAUGACGACGGGAGGAUCGAUGUGGAGAACUUCCGCGACCAGCCCCUGGAUAAGAAGGAAGGCGCAAAGCUGCACGGUAUAGCACAGGAUUGGGAAUUAAUUAGGAAGCAAAUACAUCAAGGCUCCUUUUCCCUUGUCAAGGAUGUCGCCAUAUCCCUUGCGGACGUAAUGGAAGUUGAUCAGUCCGUGGAGGCGUUGAAUGGAGUUGAUGUCAUCAUGAAGGAGCUCCUGGACAUUGACCAAGAAAUGCUCUUCCGUGAGGAAACCCUGAAGGAGCUCCACCAGAAACUCAUGCUUGGAGAGCGCGUGGAGGAUGUGAUGGAUAGAUAUGAAAACGGGGUGAAAGAGAAGAUAGACCAUUACCGCAGCAAGACCAGUCGCCAGAAGUACGGACCCAGUGUGGUGUACACGCAAUUCAGGGAAGGCAUCUUUGAGGUACAAAAUCCGGGCGCCCCGAUACCACCUAUCAAAGAAUUCAUUCCAAGAGAACGUGGUGAUGGCAGUGAUGAUGAUGAAGAUCUUGAAAUCGGAGGCGUAACUCAGGAUUACAAGUGUCCUAUUACGCUGACCACACUAGUGAACCCCAUGACCUCCAAGGUCUGCGGACAUUCAUUUUCCGGAGAUGCCAUACAGGAAUACCUCCAACGGGCUAGAGCAGAUGGGAUUGCGUGCCCUGCGGCGGGAUGCAAGAAGAGACUGACGAUGGCAGUGUUACGUCCAGACAAGGAUCUGGAAAAGAAAAUCAAGAUAGCGGCACGGCAACGUCAAAGGCUGGCAGAAGAUAGUGACGACGGCGAGGUGAUAGAAUAGAUCCAGUUGUAAUUUCCGCAAGCUGCUUUGCUGCAUUAUUGCUACCUUCAUGCUUCUUACAUUUUGGUCGGACUGCAGCUCAGUGUCGCAGUAGAGCUAGACCGAACCAUCAGUUUCUGUAUGCAUUACG
Pisolithus orientalis is the source of this 1187-nucleotide messenger RNA. RefSeq lists its product as uncharacterized. Gene Ontology annotation, cellular component: Smc5-Smc6 complex; nucleus. The transcript has 7 exons. Lineage: Eukaryota; Fungi; Basidiomycota; Agaricomycetes; Boletales; Pisolithaceae. Gene Ontology annotation, biological process: double-strand break repair via homologous recombination; protein sumoylation. Gene Ontology annotation, molecular function: SUMO ligase activity; zinc ion binding. The record is from RefSeq and is a predicted model, not a curated record. The annotation marks the transcript as partial.